UUAACAGUUUAUUUUGCAAUUCUGAACCUAUUGAAUUUUAUUGAUAGAUAACAUUAACACUUCACCUUAAUCAUGUCGAUACAAGUAGAAAAUAAUCUUCGGAACGUAGAAAAUAAAGAAGUGUUCGAACAAAAGGCGCAUUAUAUCCCUUGUAAGGUUGAAGAAGACGGGCCGGCUAAUGUCGAAAAAUAUUUUGAACCGUAUGUUCUUGAGAAGGAUGGAGAACUCACAGCAUCUUUCCGAGGGUACCCUCUAGAUGGGACAAAGAUGACUUUGCCAGAAGGAUACAGAGCUGUUGUCAUUACCGAAGCUAAAAGACCACUAGCUGAAGAUGCUGAGAGGAAAUUCCAGGUAGCGGGCGGUUUCAAAGACUUCACUUACUGGAAUUGGGAUAAAAAGCCUUCUAAAAAUGAUAAUAUGGUGAAGGCUUUAGAUUGGAUUGACAUCAGUGAAGCUAUACACGGCGAUUGAAAACAACAAAUAAAACAACACGUCUCAACAAAAGUAAUUUAUUUAAAGACAACAAUGAACUAGCAAGUUAAUUACAAACGAACACAAAAUUGUGAUGAUACAAUGAAAUAAAAUGUGACGGUAGUACACAAAAAACUGA
This is a messenger RNA of Trichoplusia ni (cabbage looper), 610 nucleotides long. RefSeq names its product ribonuclease H2 subunit C. Bases 73 to 471 code for a protein of 132 amino acids. NCBI's taxonomy places the organism in Eukaryota, Metazoa, Arthropoda, Insecta, Lepidoptera, Noctuidae. The record is from RefSeq and is a predicted model, not a curated record. Gene Ontology annotation, biological process: RNA catabolic process. The transcript has 4 exons. Gene Ontology annotation, cellular component: ribonuclease H2 complex.